Abrus precatorius (Indian licorice) is the source of this 1607-nucleotide messenger RNA. Its product is annotated as photosystem II D1 precursor processing protein PSB27-H2, chloroplastic. The record is from RefSeq and is a predicted model, not a curated record. The coding region runs from base 757 to 1383 and encodes 208 amino acids. NCBI's taxonomy places the organism in Eukaryota, Viridiplantae, Streptophyta, Magnoliopsida, Fabales, Fabaceae. Gene Ontology annotation, cellular component: chloroplast thylakoid lumen; photosystem II. The transcript is spliced from 4 exons. Gene Ontology annotation, biological process: photosystem II assembly; photosystem II repair.
UUGGGUUAAUUUGAGAAAAUGGAAAACAAAGGGUAUUUUUUAAUUAAAAAGAUAUUGUAAUGACUGUUUUAGCCUUGAUCUUUUGGAUAAGCCUUUGUGCCAGUGAGUAGUGUGUGUUGAGGCCGAGAUUCUUGGGAGUUUGUGAGUUGCUCAGGAAGUAAGCCCUCUAAUCGAAUAUGUCAGGGGCUUUCCCUUGCAACAUUGAAGAAAAUGAAUCUGCUAAGAUUUUCUUCAUGAUAUUACACUCCAGAGCUCUUCUAAAUAAUGCACACUUGCACAGGAAGAUGGUAAACCCCUUCCUUGGUAUUAUCUAGCAUCAUUUACUAAAAGGAGGCAAAUGAUGAUGAGUUGCACAUGUCCUGUAUGAUGAGUUGUGUUUUCUCUUCUCUAAAAGGAGGCAAAUGAUUGCUGAAAGUUAUAUCUUGUGUCUUCUUCCACUUAACAGAUUAAGAUUUGAUGUAAUAGGGAGAAUCAACCGUUACACAAAUACGCAACUUUCUAAAUUUUAAAAUGUUCCCCCUCUUUAUUUUGAUUAAACACCUUGAUAUAUGUACAUAUGUGUUCCACUGUCCAUUCUUCAAUGAAGAAAGCAAGGUUUCACAUUGCAUAUAAUUGUAUGAUUAAUGAGAGAAAAUUUAUGAAUAAUGACACACACAGGUGAUAUCCUCCAAUACUUGACCAGCACGAUUAAGAGACGAUCGCUGCUUUGCGUAUUUAGUGGAUGUAGCUCAGCCUUGUGGAAAUUUGUAGAGGAGGAUGACAUUAAUCCUUGUUGCAAACAUGUGUUCCAUUAUAAGUUCCAAAACAGAUGAACGGAUCAAAAGAUUUGAUAUCGAAGGUAGACUGCAAUCCAGGUCUAAUAUUGCACUGCCUCCUCUGGAAGCUUCAUCAAGUCGCAGGCAUCUUUUAGUCGGUGUUGGCACUUCAUUGGUUACCUUGACAUGUUGUGGUUUAUCACCUUUAAUGGUAUGGGCUGAAGAGAAGUCAGCUGACAAAGAGGAAGAAGAUAAAAGCAUCAUUGGGGCCAUCAAAUCAUUAUUUUAUCCUAAUGAAAAAACAAAGUCUGGAAUGGUGUUGCCAAAGGCAUACUUAAAGUCAGCGAGAGAGGUAGUGAAAACACUGCGGGAAUCUUUAAAUGAAGCCCCUGAUGACAUUGCCAAAUUUAGACGAACUGCAGAUGCAGCAAAGGAGUCAAUUCGUGAAUAUUUGGGCAGUUGGAGGGGAAAGCAAACUGUUGUUCAAGAAGAAUCAUAUGUAAUUUUGGAGAAAGCAAUCAGAUCUUUGGCAAACUUUUACUCAAAGGCAGGACCUUCAGCCCCAUUGCCGGAGGAAGUUAAGUCUGAAAUAUUAGAUUAUCUAAAUACAGCUGAAGAAUUUUUGUAGAAAAGCUUUCAAUAGGUGUUAUAGAAACAACUACAUUUCAACCGCCCUAGAUGCUAGAUGGCGUUUGAUUCUGUAAAUUUAUUCUUCGUUAAAAUUCAAUUUUGUACGAAAAACUUGAUCAAACUUUUUUCUUCCUUGCUUUCAUUCUUUUAUGUGUGAAUUUUACUCCGCUAGGUUUGGUUGAUGACAAGUAAAAAGAGAAAGAGCAAGACACUUUCUUAUCC